Lycium ferocissimum is the source of this 3851-nucleotide messenger RNA. RefSeq names its product protein SPA1-RELATED 4-like. NCBI's taxonomy places the organism in Eukaryota, Viridiplantae, Streptophyta, Magnoliopsida, Solanales, Solanaceae. The record is from RefSeq and is a predicted model, not a curated record. The coding region runs from base 686 to 3259 and encodes 857 amino acids. Gene Ontology annotation, biological process: photomorphogenesis; protein phosphorylation. Gene Ontology annotation, molecular function: ATP binding; protein binding; protein kinase activity. The transcript is spliced from 9 exons.
UCCGGCAAUUAAGUGGGCUCCAAAAUGCAUGCUGUCUUUUUAACUUUCUAUCGUCAUCACAGUUUACAGUUUCUAUCUUCCUUCUCCAACUCAACAUAAUCAUUAUUUAGCUUCAUAUUUAUACACAGAAAUGGCGGUACUAGAAUUCCCUCUCCUACAGAAUUGAUUAUAUACGACGAAAUGCAUGGUAUUUCUUGCUAUAAUAUACUACUGGACUGUUUCACCAAACCUAAACGAUCUCCUACAUAUAUAGACUCAGGUUGAAAUCUGAAAACCCAACUUCAAACUCGAUUGGUGGUGGAUCAACUGUCAGCCCCAAUUCUAUCAACGAGACUGGUUCGAUUUGUUAAAAUUGUAAACAUCCUAAGCUCGAAUUUGCUGACAAGGGUUUCAAAGGGUUCAAGGAAAAAAGUGCCAUUCUCAGUUUAAGUUGCGUUAUCUUUAGGGAUUUUUCAAGUGGCUGAAAACUUUCUAUGUUUGGGAUGACCUAAAGUAAAGAUGAGUUCUUGAUUCAACAUGGCUAUGUUGGAAGUGAAGGGAUGUAGUAAAGAUGAGUUCUUGAUUUCCCAAUCCUUUGGUUGUGUGGCUCUGUGCAUUGUGUUACGUUCAAUUAUACUUGUGGUCCGACCUUUACACAGACCCCGCGUAUAGCGAGAACUUAGUGCACCAGGCUGUCCUUUUAACAAUGGAAGGCUCAUCUCAGUCUGGUAGGGAGAGGUCUGAAAGUUCUAGAGGUUUGAAUUCAUCGGGUGUUGUGGAUUGGAAUUCAAGACUUCGUGCAAGUGAUGCCUCUCAUGAUGAUUCUGGAUUUGUUUCAAAGGAGUGGGAGAGAAUUGAGUCAUCUGAUAUAAAUUGUCUUAAAGAUCAAGGGGGUCGAGUAAUCGAUCGUAAAGAUGUUAGUUUGAGACAGUGGUUGGAUAAUUCAGAGAGAACUGUUGAUGCUCUUGAAUGUUUGCAUAUAUUCACUCAAAUUAUAGAGAUUGUAAAAUUGGCUCACAGUCAGGGAAUAGCUGUUCAUAAUGUGAGGCCAUCAUGUUUUGUUAUGUCUUCUUUUAACCGUGUUGCGUUUAUUGAAUCUGCUUCGUGUUCUGAUUCGGGGUCGGAUUCAUGUGAAGAUGGGCUAAAUAGUUCAUCUUCACCUUUGCCUCAUGACUCUGACCAAAGGGGAAGGCAAGGUUUAGAAAGUAGUUGCUUGCAGUCAAGUUCAGGUCAUAAUAUGGUGCAGAAUUUGGAAGCUAAUAAGAAUAGACAAGUGGAAGAAAACAAGCAUACUUUUCCAAUGAAAAGGAUAUUGCACCUGGAAAAUAAUUGGUAUACUAGUCCAGAAGAGGUUGAUGGUGCUCCAGGCACUUGUGCUUCAGAUAUUUAUCGACUCGGAGUGCUUCUCUUUGAGCUAUUCUGUACCUUCAACUCAUCAGAUGAGAAAAUUGCAAAUAUGUCAUGUCUAAGACAUCGUGUCCUACCCCCACAAUUGUUGUUGAAAUGGCCUAAAGAAGCUGCAUUUUGCUUAUGGUUACUACACCCGGAACCAAGUAGUCGGCCAAAAAUGGGCGAGUUGCUAGAAAGUGAAUUCCUUAUAUCUCCUAGACAUGACUUGGAAGAACGUGAAGCAGCAAUAGAGCUUAGAGAAAAAAUAGAUGAGCAGGAAUUAUUGCUGGAGUUCCUUUUGCUAAUCCAACAGAAAAAGCAGGAGGCUAUGGAAAAUUUGCACGAAAUCGUGUCUUUUUUAUCAUCUGAUAUAGAAGAGGCCACUAAGAUGCAGACAGCCCUUAAGUUAAAAGGAGGCUCAAACUUAGAACCAGUAGAAGAGGCCACUAAGAUGCAGACAACCCUUAAGUUAAAAGGAGGCUCAAGCUUAAAACCCACUAAGAAUUUGAGUUCUCGGAGGACAAAUACUAUUGAAGAUCAUGAUUCUGGGAGCUCAGGAUCUAGAAAGAGAUCUAGGCUCAGCACAGGUGAGGAAUCUGAUGGCCAUCCAGAUGAAAGCCAGAAAUCUGAAAGGCAUAUUGAAUAUACAGGCAGCAUUUCGGCAAAAAGUUCCCGGUUGAUGAAGAACUUCAGAAAAUUGGAGGCAGCAUAUUUCAUGACAAGACGCAGGGGUAUUAAAUCAAUGGAAAAAUCUAUGAGCAGAAAUUGUCAAACAAGUGCCGAAUGUAGAAGUACUGAAAGAAGUUCUCUGAGUAAUUUGUCAUCAAAGGGAGGUUGCAAUGGGGAUAGACAGAGUGGAUGGAUCAAUUCGUACUUGGAGGGUUUGUGCAAGUAUUUUUCUUAUAGCAAGUUAGAAGUGAAGGCAGAUUUGAAGCAAGGGGAUCUUCUAAACUCUUCCAAUCUCGUAUGUUCUCUUGGCUUUGAUCGUGAUGGUGAAUUUUUUGCAACUGCGGGUGUAAAUAAGAAGAUCAAAGUUUUUGAAUAUAACUCAAUUCUAAAUGCCGAUCGUGAUAUACACUAUCCAGUCGCUGAGAUGGCUAACAGAUCAAAGUUAAGCAGUAUAUGUUGGAAUGGCUAUAUCAAAAGCCAGCUCGCGUCAAGUAACUUUGAAGGUGUGGUGCAGGUAUGGGAUGUCACAAGAAGUCAGCUUUUUAUGGAGAUGAGAGAGCAUGAGAAACGCGUCUGGUCUGUUGACUUUUCAGUAGCAGAUCCAACCAUGUUGGCAAGCGGGAGCGAUGAUGGUUCUGUUAAGCUUUGGAAUAUCAAUCAGGGAGUAAGUGUUGGAACCAUAAAAACAAAAGCCAAUGUCUGCUGUGUUCAGUUCCCUGUUGAUUCUGGACGGGCCCUUGCUUUUGGUUCAGCAGAUCAUAAGAUAUAUUACUAUGACCUACGGAACUCAAAGUUGCCUCUAUGCACAUUAGUUGGACACAACAAAACAGUGAGCUAUGUCAAGUUCAUAGAUUCAACAACUCUUGUGUCUGCAUCUACGGAUAAUACAAUAAAGCUGUGGGAUCUGUCAACGUGCACGUCUCGUAUUCUUAAUUCUCCUCUUCAGUCAUUUACUGGACAUAUGAAUGCAAAGAACUUUGUCGGCCUAUCUGUAUCUGAUGGUUAUAUAGCAACUGGCUCAGAGACAAAUGAGGUUGUCAUCUACCACAAAGCUUUUCCAAUGCCAGCAUUAUCAUUUAAAUUUAACUGCACAGAUCCUCUUUCUGGUGAUGAAGUGGACGACAGUGCACAGUUCAUCUCAUCUGUGUGUUGGCGUGGUCAGUCCCCUACCUUAGUUGCUGCAAAUUCCAUGGGAAAUAUCAAGCUCUUGGAGAUGGUAUAAUGUGGUUGAAACCCCUAAAGGAUUGACUAGUUACUUCAAGAUGAAGAAAGGUGUGAAGGACAGGAGUUCAGCAAAGGUAAAUGAGGGGGUUACACCAAGAUAUUGUCGUAGCUGAGAUAAACUCGAUAUGAUAGCAUGGUAACAAGGAAGUUGCCAUCAAGAAACAAAUAUUUUUGUAGUUAGUUCAUAGUGGAAGCAACUCAAUGAAGUAUGAGAUAUUUCUCAUGGUGGAAUGUGCUGUAAAUAAAUAUUGGUUAGGGGGUGUGGGAAGAAGAGAUUCAAGUGUUAUUCUCUUUGUAUAUUCUGUAAUUUUGAGUUCUAAUGAUAAUUUCAGGAAUGUAAUAUCUUGGCCUGAUGACAUUAAGUAGAAGAAUGCAAGCAGCGUCUUAGAAUCCAUUCUGUAUCUCAUUUAGUUCACAUUGAUCUCAUCAGCUGCUAAACAUGCGAGUGCAAGGAGGCAGAGGUAACAUUUGAGAUUAUUCAUUUUUCACUACGUUCUGUGUAUGAUAUGUAUGCUGGUCAUGACCAGCCAACUCGUUUGACAAAAAACAUGCAAAAUUAUGAAUAGCAAGUUUCCAACUUUUCCUUGGGA